Messenger RNA from Aspergillus ochraceoroseus IBT 24754, 720 nucleotides. Its product is annotated as kinetochore subunit FTA4 family protein. The annotation marks the transcript as partial. The record is from RefSeq and is a predicted model, not a curated record. The transcript is spliced from 4 exons. Lineage: Eukaryota; Fungi; Ascomycota; Eurotiomycetes; Eurotiales; Aspergillaceae. Gene Ontology annotation, cellular component: Mis6-Sim4 complex.
CACUAUGGGGCCAUGGAAUCCUCUCGUUCCAUCUCUGAGCUCAAAUCAUCGUUUAUCAGGACGCAAGUUCGCAUCCUAUCGGAGAGCCUCGAAGCGCCUGAAGAUUGGAGAAGUUAUGCAGCCGAGUCAACAGAGGAGGAGCUGAAUGAUAAGGUGGUUGGGGAUGUAUUGCAGAAAUUGAACGCCGCCUUGAAACAACACAGUCGCAUUGUUUACUCCUCGCAAGCGGUCCAGCAUGUUGCACAGCAAAUUACAAGCUUGUACUGGUCCUCUGUUAGCCAGAUUACGCGCGAUGUGACCUCACUAGAGAGGGGCAUUGAUCGAACCGUGGACUUGUCCAGUCACCAGAAUAUUACUCAGCUCCCUGCAGAGCUUUAUGAGCAAUCUGCGAGCGAAGAGGAGCGUGCCAGAUACAAGCGCCUCCAAGAACGGCUGGUUGGCCUCGACAACCUGCGGCAACAAAGACAGCGGCGCUUGGAUCAGCUGCGGCACCUACAGCAUCUCCUCGAGCCUUUUCAGGAACCGCAGAGUAACAUCCAACCUAAUCUCGUCACAAGAGAUGGAGAAUUGGUCCAAGAGCUGGAAAAAAUGAGGAUGUUAGUUGCGCGGGUCAGCGGUCGGAUGGCGCAGAAACAGAGCAAAGGAAAUACCGAUGCAAGUGAUGCUUCUUAUCCGCUGGGGCCUGACCAGAAGCUUGCAGCGCUCCUUGAUCUGAGUUGA